AUGGCCCGUCGCGUCCUCCUCACCGGGGGCAACGGCUUCAUUGGAUCUCACAUCCUAACCCAGCUUCUUGGCCAUGGCUGCACUGUCUGCUGCGCUGUUAGAACACAAGAAAAAGGCGACAAGAUUUUGAGGGACUUCGCCGCGCAGCAAUCUCAGAUAUCUAUCACAAUCGUCCCCGAUAUCGUCGCACCCGGAGCAUACCACAUGGCGGUACAGGGCACCCCCUCUUUUGACACCAUCUAUCAUACGGCAUCCCCGUUCACGUACACGAACGUGGGGAGCAAUCUUCAGUUCCUCGAGCCGGCGAUCAAGGGGACGUUGAACCUGCUCGAAGCCGUGAAAGACAAUGCCCCGAGCGUGAGAAGAGUCAUUUGGACCGGUAGCUGCGCCAGCGUGAUUGACUACGACAACCUUGUCUCGGACCCAGCAAGGCUUUAUACAGAAGCGGACUGGAAUCCAGUUACAUGGGAAGAGGCAGUGCACGGGGAUCCGUCGAAAGCAUACAGGGCCAGUAAGCUUUUUGCCGAACGAGAAGCAUGGAAGUUUAUGAAGGAAGAACAGCCAGCGUUUGACUUGGUCACAUUAUCUCCGCCGGCGACUUUUGGUCCUUUGCGGCACUCCAUCACAAGCAUCCGGGACCUGAACGAAUCUAAUUCUCGGUUGUGGAAACUUUGCUUCAACUCGACCAAGGAUGCUCCCGUGCCGUACAUGCCGGUACACACUUAUGUCGACGUCCGAGAUCUUGCAGAUGCCCAAUUCAGAGCCAUGACUGUCCCAGAGGCCGGCAACCAACGGUUUGUGGUGUGCGCCAGGCAAUUUGACUUCCAGGAUGUUUGCGAUAUUCUCCGAUCACACUUCCCUGAACUGAGUGAACGCACGCCGCUUGGGAAACCAGGGACACGCUCCUUACCGGCAGGGGCAUAUUCCAUCGAUAAUUCCAAAGUGAAACAAUUUUUAGGAGUGGAGUUCCGAAGUCUUGAAGAGACUGUUUUGGAUGUCGCACGUUGUAUGUUAGAUCUUGAGCGGAACGAAAAGCAAGCCCAUGCUACCUAG
This is a messenger RNA of Aspergillus chevalieri, 1053 nucleotides long. Its product is annotated as SDR family oxidoreductase. The transcript has 3 exons. The coding region runs from base 1 to 1053 and encodes 350 amino acids. Gene Ontology annotation, molecular function: oxidoreductase activity, acting on the CH-OH group of donors, NAD or NADP as acceptor. The record is from RefSeq and is a predicted model, not a curated record. NCBI's taxonomy places the organism in Eukaryota, Fungi, Ascomycota, Eurotiomycetes, Eurotiales, Aspergillaceae.